AUGAAUCCAAACUCGACACAGUUUUACAUCCCUAAUGAUCAACAGUCAAAUACAUUUCCAAAUCAGUACUAUAAUCCAGGUAGCUACCAACCUCCAGCUCCCCAACAUUCAAACCCAUUUAAUCCCAACGUUGGCCAUGUAUUUGGGAAUUCAUUUACUCAAAAUGUUGCGAUGCACUACGGUACAGAGGCAUUGGGACAGGGGAAACAAAUUGUUCAAGAUAAGGUCGAACGGUACUUUUCUCUGUCCAAACUAAAGCAUUACUUUGUUGUGGAUAAUGGAUAUGUCGCAGGAAAACUUGGAAUUCUUCUUUGUCCCUUUUUUCACACGAGGUGGGAACUACAAUAUGAUUCAACUGGCGUAGUCCCUCCUCGUUCUGAUAUCAAUUCACCAGAUCUUUACAUCCCCGUAAUGGCUUUCGUCACGUACAUUGUCGCCGCUGGUAUCUCCCUUGGCGUGGAGGGUCGAUUCGCGCCUGACUUGCUGGGUAUUCUCUGUAGUCAAGUUUUUGGAUGGAUUUUUUUUGAAGUUUGUGCCCUCUCCCUCGCACUCUACCUCCUCAAUUUACAAUCUAGUCUCAGUUACUUCGACCUACUUGCCUAUAGCGGUUAUAAACUUGUACACAUGAUCGCCGUGGUUUUAGUUGCACUUGUUCUGCACGCACCUGGCUACUACUUUGCUCUCGUUUGGACGGGCCUUGCAUUUGCCUUUUUCCAGAUUCGAUCGUUGAGAUUGCAAGUUCUUGCUCAAGCAGGCUACCAGACAUCAAUAAACCCACGUCGGGGAGUCUAUUUCUUGGUUUGCAGCGCCCUAUUUCAACCCCUCAUAAUUUGGUGGCUCACAAGUUAUGUUGCAACUACUAAGACCAGCGUUGCAACCUCAUGA
Molecule: messenger RNA, 885 nt
Organism: Rodentolepis nana
Lineage: Eukaryota; Metazoa; Platyhelminthes; Cestoda; Cyclophyllidea; Hymenolepididae
Source: the annotation of a GenBank genome assembly